This is a messenger RNA of Necator americanus (New World hookworm), 483 nucleotides long. RefSeq lists its product as uncharacterized. The transcript is spliced from 5 exons. Bases 1 to 483 code for a protein of 160 amino acids. Lineage: Eukaryota; Metazoa; Nematoda; Chromadorea; Rhabditida; Ancylostomatidae. The record is from RefSeq and is a predicted model, not a curated record.
AUGACGUCCUCUACUAUGUUGGUCUUGCUGAUCCUUUGCCAUCUCUCGACGACUUCCUUAUCCGAGGAAUAUUACGAUGUUCAUUACUGCGAUAUUAUGGGGUAUUUAGAUUCAAAAAUAAAGAAACCUCUGCAAAAAGCAAUCAAAGCACGGGUCAAUGCCACGUUGUUGAGCUACGACUGCUUUUUGGAAGACGCAGCUGGUGCGGAUUUUAUCAACUCCAAGCAACACCUAUCGUGGGAUAGCAUUCGGCCGCCAGUACUUCGAGAUGCUGAAGAGCAAAGAUACGAAGAAGUGGCGGGAGGAGUACCUCUGUUUUAUGCUGACGACACUGUUAUCUUGGAAUUCGUUGAAAGAGCCGCGAAGGAAUGGGAGGAGUACCUGAAAACGCUGAAACUCACACACUACUAUGGGUGCAACUACGACAACAGAAUGAAGGACGGAACAUAUAAAGACAUACUUGUUUGUCUUUUCAGUAAAUGA